CAGUGUUUCCGGCUCUUCUCAGUCGCAGACGCUCGUAACUUUUCGGCACUUUCCGGGGAGACUCGGGGGCUCCGCGCCUCGCUCACUCUGUUCCGAUCGCCUGGCGCGGCCGGGCAGGGUCUCGGGCUAGUCAUGGCGUCCCCGUCUCGGAGGCUGCAGACCAAACCGGUCAUCACUUGUUUCAAGAGCGUUCUCUUGAUCUACACAUUCAUCUUCUGGAUCACUGGUGUUAUCCUUCUUGCUGUUGGCAUUUGGGGCAAGGUGAGCCUAGAGAAUUAUUUUUCCCUUUUAAAUGAGAAGGCCACCAAUGUCCCCUUCGUGCUCAUUGGCACUGGCACUGUCAUUAUUCUUUUGGGCACCUUCGGCUGUUUUGCUACCUGCCGAGCUUCUGCAUGGAUGCUAAAACUGUAUGCAAUGUUUCUGACUCUCAUUUUUUUGGUUGAACUGGUCGCUGCCAUCGUAGGAUUUGUUUUCAGACAUGAGAUUAAGAACAGCUUUAAGAAUAAUUAUGACAAAGCUUUAAAGCAAUAUAACGCUACGGGAGAUUAUAGAAGCGAUGCAGUAGACAAGAUCCAAAAUACGUUGCAUUGUUGUGGUGUCACCGACUAUAGAGAUUGGGAAGAUACUAAUUAUUACUCAGAAAAAGGAUUUCCCAAGAGCUGCUGUAAACUUGAAGGUUGUUCUCCUCAGAGAGAUGCAGAUAAAGUAAACAAUGAAGGUUGUUUUAUAAAGGUGAUGACCAUUAUAGAGUCAGAAAUGGGAGUUGUUGCGGGAAUUUCUUUUGGAGUUGCUUGCUUCCAGCUGAUUGGAAUCUCUCUAGCCUACUGCCUCUCUCGCGCCAUAACAAAUAACCAGUAUGAGAUAGUGUAACCAGCACAACACGGGCCUAUUCCUCUCCAACUUUAAGGAUAUUAACAUCCCCACCCCCAACCCUGUGAAUUACAAGAUCGCCUGGAUGGAAGACCGACAUUUCUUACAGAUAGAUUGAAAAACUAUACCAGUAGUCUGAUUCGAUCAAGACAUUUGCUUGAUAUGUUCGAAGUCCACCUUUUGUCUCAUUCAUGUUAGAUAGUUGAAAUCCCCAUGUCACUCUGAAACACUGGAAGAGCUUAGUAAAUUGUAAAUGAAGCAAUA
Messenger RNA from Balaenoptera acutorostrata (minke whale), 1134 nucleotides. RefSeq names its product tetraspanin 6 (gene TSPAN6). The record is from RefSeq and is a predicted model, not a curated record. Gene Ontology annotation, cellular component: membrane. The coding region runs from base 133 to 870 and encodes 245 amino acids. The transcript has 8 exons. NCBI's taxonomy places the organism in Eukaryota, Metazoa, Chordata, Mammalia, Artiodactyla, Balaenopteridae.